AUGCACACAUCAUCUGAACAAAAUGUGUACAUUGGAGAACAAGCGAACUCAUUCACAGACCAAACUACCAGUCGGAGAUUUAAUCGUCCUCCCAUAGAUCAACCUUUACAAUAUAACAAUCUGACAUCUCAUUCAAUGAAUUUUAACAGAAUGCUCAAUCAUGGAAUACCAAUACCAGUGUCUGGAACAUGGCAUCCAUCGGAAUUCAGACAACCCGAAUAUUUAGUUCUUCAACCUACACCUAAAAGACGACGAACUUCGUCUGGAUCAACAGGACUCUCUCGCCGUUAUUGUACACCUAGAAAUGGUAAUCUUUCCGGUGGCUUACCAAUGCAUUCAUCCAGAAAUCUUUCUCAUAUGUCUGAAAUAGCUGAUCAUCAUUUUAUCAGAUCGUUAGAUUCACGUAAUUCCGAAAACAUUUGCCAAAGAAAUAUUUUUGUGAAUGCCCAUCCGAUACAUCAGCACUGGCCUCAUGUAUUGCCAACAUCUCAACAAUCUAACCGUUGGCAUAAUGAACUUCAACAAGUUACCAGUUUGGUAUCUGUCGCUGCUGUCGCAGCCGCCGCAGCAGCUGCUGCUACACAGAACAGUACACACUACCAACAGUCUUUCAUAUCACCAACUACAACUGUCAGCUUCUCAGAGAUACCUUGUUCUAGCAGUCAACAUUAUGUUAAUAUCAUGCCACAAACUGCUAGAGGAUUUAAUUCAUCAAGAUCUACUUUUGCCAAGCGUCCAAGUUAUCAAUUUUCAUUUCCUAAUGGGAUUGGAAGUACUAAAAGACGAUCAAAUUUCUCGGAACCUAAUGAAACUCAUGAUCAAAUUCCAAUCACCACCUCCUGUUCUAACAACUCAAAUCCGAAUGCAUCGAAUACUACUUCAUCAUCAACAACACCUCAUUGUAAUAUUGAAAACAGCAUACCAUUCACAUCAUCAUCAUCUCAUUUUUCUCAUCCUGAAUUGAAUGGAUCCAAUACAAGCUUUGUAUUAUCAUCAAUUCCUCAAACAGAAGAACAGCAACACCAACAACAAGAAGAAGAAGCCACAGUUGUAGCAGCAGCAGCAGUUGUCGCCUCUGCUGCAGCUCAUGCAGUUGCUGCCGCUGCUCAAGCUGUCUCUGCUGCUGUUCAUCAUCGACGAGCAUCAGCAUCAUCAGCAUCAACGUCAUCAUCAACAUCAUCAGAUCAAGCAUUUUCAUCAUCCCAAUUGACUGAAUCUCUUCUACAACAUACAACAACUAUACCUAAUCAAUCCAUUAUUCAUCAUCCUCUUAUGCAUUGUUGUUCAUUGCCAUCUCCUGUUGAAUGUGGCAGUAAUUAUCCUUUGACAAAUCAAUUGAUUACUCCUGAUUUAUAUCAUAAUGAAUAUAGCAGUAGUAGUAGUAGUAGUAGUAGUAGUAGUGGUGUUGGUAGCAGUAGUAGUAGUUGUAGUAGUAGUAGUCUGUUACAUGAGCAUGAAUUAAACUAUAGACAAUCUCAAUUAUUAGCUAAUUUAUCUUCAUCGCAAUCUACUUUGAAUCCAACAAAUUUAUUAUAUUCAUCUAUGUCUAUUGAUGAUAAUAGAAAUGAUCAUUUAAAUUGUAAUUCAACAAUCAAUUUACACAUUCCAAAUAUUUGCACAGGUCUUAGCCAACUUGCAUCGUCUUCCAUGCUACAUUCAAUUAUACCAGCUUUCUCCACUUCCAAUGGUUUAACUCUUAUUCGAAGUACUAAUGAAUUUAUCAAUGCUUCAUAUCCAAUAGCAACAGUUGCACGUAUUACAACAACAAAUGAACCUGAUAACAAUUAUGAAUUCACUAUGCAUACUUCCAGAUUUACUGGAUCACAUCUACCAAGAUCACCACAUUUCAUUACUACACCAUUACAAUUCUCAAAUAACAUUGAAUCAACUUUACUGAAUGGUAAUUUUUCAAAUCCUAUGCAUCAUCAUCCAUCUCUUCAUCAUCAAUCAUCUGUCUAUCCAAAUUUAACUACAAUGGCUACAGAAGUUGCCGCUGCUGCGGCUGCUGUUGCUUUAGCUGCAAAUCAUUCAUCGUCAUUCUCGUCCUUGUCGUCGUCAUCGUCUUCUUCUUCAUCAUCACCAUCAUCUGUUGUUGUCAGUCAAUGUACUACUACUGAUCAUAGUCAAAUAAAUUUCUUACCAAAUAAUAUUGUCAGUUUAACAUGUGGUUCAUCGAAUAAUAAUCCAUCAUUUACUCCAUAUUUACCUCCAUCAUUUUCUUCUGUAACACCAAUACCUCUGCUACCAUUAAGAUCACCACCACCACCACCACCACAAUUAUCAAUUAUUGGAUCAUCUACAUUGGCUACAACUCGUGGAGUUAAUACACUGUUACAAUUUCUUCGAUUAAUUCAUCAAAGACCUGAUUCUUAUGCAUUACCCUACUAUCCUUCCGCCAUGACGGCUACAGCUGGUGGGUCUAACCAAAGUGUUGUUGUCAGUGCUUCAGCGGGAAUAGCUAAUGGAACUCGGGUUGCGUCAGCUGUUACACCACCUCUGGUACCACAUCAUCCGAUUGUUCCAAUUCAGACAUCACUUUUAUCCACUUAUACAGAAGGAGGUCGUCGUAUUGUUACACGAGCUGAUAAUUUACUAAUUGAUAAUCAACAGUCAUCAAUUUCAUCAGUUGGUGUUCAACCGAUUACUUCAGCUGCUGCUGCAUUAGCCGCUGCUAUGGCUGCAGCUGUUGCAUUGCAACAACAAAAUCAUCGACAUCCAUCAUCAAAUGCUGUCUCUAUGCUUACACCAUCUAGAGCUGCACCUACCACACCUUCAAUACCGGUUCCAAUAUUACAUGCUCAUUUAUAUUAUCCUAGAAAUGUAGCCACUGUACAACAAUUGCAUAAUGCACAUCAACAAUGCUAUCAUAGUCAUUAUGGUGGUGUACAACAUCAAAAUAGUGCUUCUCAAAGAUCUUCUGCUUCAACAACAAUGUCUAAUGUAUCAUCAACAAGUGGUUGUUUGCCAAUUAGUCCAGUGAAUUCAUUAUUUGUAGCUUCUAGUGUUGGUGUUGGUGUUGGUGCUGUCACAACGUCACCAGCAUGUUUGACGAAUUUAUUUCCAUUUUUAUUGGCUGUCCCUGCAGUUCCUGCACCAUCACCAGCACCACCACCGCCUACACUGCCACUGCCACUAUCCUCUGUUUCAAUCAACAAUGCAUCAUCGAUUGCAAAUUUCGCUGUCAGUGAUUUGUCUGAAACAUUGUAUGCUCAUUAUAGCGCUGCUGCGGCUGUUGCCGCCGCCGCCGCUGCAGCUGAUCAAUCUACUGGAUUUUCACAUGGAAAUCCGAUUUUGCCUCAAACAGUUUCAGAUCCAACUUCAGCAGCUACUGCCGCCGCUGCGGCUGCAGCUGUUGCAGCUGCUGCUGCAGCGGCUAGUGUCGACACAUUGUUACAUUUAGCUGUCCAACUGGAAUCGAACAAUGGUCGUGGUCUUAGUAAAGAAGAAUUAGAUAGUUUACCUAUUCGUUUGUAUACUUUGAAAACUUCGGAAAAUCUAUUCAUUAAUAAUGAUCAACAAAACACUAAUGUGAUUUGUAAUGAUGAAUUAAACAAUAAUACACAGAAUGAUGAUUCACCUGAAAGUGAUCGAUGUAUGAUUUGUUUAGAUGAUUAUAUAGAGAGUCAACAAAUUCGUCAAAUGCGUUGUUUGCAUGAAUUUCAUGCAAAUUGUGUAGAUAAAUGGUUAAAGACUAAACGUACAUGUCCUUUAUGUCGUGCUGAUGCAUUCACUGGAAGUCAAUCGAAAGAUGAUUACUUUUAA
Schistosoma turkestanicum is the source of this 3762-nucleotide messenger RNA. Lineage: Eukaryota; Metazoa; Platyhelminthes; Trematoda; Strigeidida; Schistosomatidae. The record is from the annotation of a GenBank genome assembly.